Messenger RNA from Chrysoperla carnea, 719 nucleotides. RefSeq names its product CD63 antigen-like. The record is from RefSeq and is a predicted model, not a curated record. NCBI's taxonomy places the organism in Eukaryota, Metazoa, Arthropoda, Insecta, Neuroptera, Chrysopidae. The transcript is spliced from 5 exons. The coding region runs from base 1 to 696 and encodes 231 amino acids. Gene Ontology annotation, cellular component: membrane.
AUGGGAAAAGAUGUUAAAGCAAAUCUAUGCGGUCUUGGAUUAUUGACCGUUGGUGUUAUGUACAAAUUGCAAAUGGAUGAUUUAGAUAAUAUACUGGCGGAAACGAAUCUAUCAGUUGCACCCAUGUUAUUGAUCGUUGUUGGAUCCGUAAUAUUUAUCAUUUCCUUCUUUGGGUGUUGUGGAACAAUCCGUGAAAAUCAUUGUAUGGUCGUUACGUAUGCUACAAUUUUACUAUCCAUAUUAAUUAUCCAAAUUGCUCUUGGUGUUUACGUUUAUAUGGGAUCAUCUAGUGGUAAUGAAAAACCUGAAGUAUUAAUCCAAAAAGCUGUCCGUAAUGUAUUUGCCAAAUAUAAGGAUGAUCCAAAUGCCAGACAAACUUUUGAUGUUGCCCAAUCAAAUAUGCAUUGCUGCGGUAUUAACGGACCAAGUGAUUACGCUUUAAUUCAUCAAAUGGUAAUUUUACCAAGUUCAUGUUGUAUGGAUGGACGUUCCACAUGCCCAGUUAUCCCAUUAAAUAUUGGUGCCCAAUACUGGACAGAUGGUUGUCUUGAAAAAUUGGAAAAUUUAGCAAGCAAAAUUGGAACUGUUUUGAGUAUUGUUCUAUUGGCAAUUGUUGGUGUUGAGAUUGUUGGAAUUAUAUUUGCACUGUGUCUCGCAAAUUCAAUAAAAAAUUCAGAACGCCGUAUGGGUGUUUAAAAAAAAUAUAUUUUUUUUUUUUU